AACAUCUAUCAUCGUAAGCUGUCCGCUCCCACGAAACUGUAUAUAUACAAAGACGAACUAGCCUACCUGAAUCAGACAUUCAGCGACAAGUUACUAUUAACCAUGGCUCCUCUUAGUAUUCUUGUUACACUUCUUCUCUGCAGUUUCACAGUAAAUGGUCAGGACAUGUUUUCCCCGUGGUUAUGGAGAGCAUUCCCCACCUGUCCACAUUUAAUGUGUGAGGCCAUUCCAGAAAGCAUCCCAGAAUUCUGUAUUGUACCCGGAAAUCUCAUGUUCCAGGGCUACACGAUCUGUAAAAGUUGUGACUUUGUAAUUCCGGAAUGCUUACCAACAAACGAAAACUUACCAACAGAAUCAGGUGCCGUACCUUCACCAGUGGGAUCACCAGCCUUAAGACCUGGGAUGGCUCCACAACCAGCGGGGGUGCUGCCUUGUUUACACAUUUCUUGUCCCUCCCUUACCUCAGUGAACAGGUCAUGUAUCAAAGAGGGGAACGUCAUCGAAUUUAACGGUGCCCAGUGCAGGGGUUGCGAUAUUGUGGACCCAUUGUGUGAGGGCUUAAAUCUCGACAUCUGUCCCAAUCACAUUGUGGACUGCACAGGUGUUCCUAGUUCAGCACCUAAAAAAUGCAUCGACCAGAGUGUAAUUCAGUAUAAUAAUCGGCCCUGCUUGUCGUGUCCAUUUCUGAAAACCACUGAGCCAGGUUGUAACACGCCGGAAUUAAGGCGUUGCCCCGGAUUACCCUGUGCUGAUACCUCUAAAAUACCAAGUACAUGUUUGAAAGAAGGUCGUAUGGUCGUGUUGGGCUCAUCUCAGUGUCAGCUCUGUCCGGAAAUCGAUCCAUUCUGUCCGGAUCUUAAUCUAGCGGUGUGUCCUCAUCAAUCUUCAGGGUGCGCCAGCCUUCCCGCAGGAAUUCCAAAAGAAUGUAUCGACCAAGAAGUCAUUGUUUAUCAAAAUAACAACUGUCUCACCUGCCCAAAAAUUAAACCAGCCACGGCUUGCAGUCAGUAUAUACCAAGAUCUAGUCCACAGGUCCAGCUUUGUCCGGAAUCCUUCUGUCCACCACUCACUGGGAUUCCACAAAACUGCAUCAAAGAGGGCGAAACCUCCAGCUUUGAAGGAGUUCCUUGUAAAAAAUGUCCAGUCAUCGACCCCUUCUGUCCAGGACUUCAUCUACAAAUUUGCCAAAAUCAUAUUCUAGACUGUUGGGGAGCACCACGAAAUGCUCCUAACCGUUGUAAGUCCCAAUCUGUCAUCUCCUUUGAAAAUCGUGCAUGUUUAACAUGUCCUUACUUCAAAACCGAAGAACCUGGAUGUAUAGAGGAAACCUACAACAUGUGUCCAGGAAUCCAGUGCCCGGAUGUUAAAGGGGUACCCUAUCGCUGUUUACGGCAACGAUCCCAGAAUGUUGGACAAGAAUGCUCAACACAAUGUCCAGAAAGACUUGCAAUCCCCGGAUGUCCACCAGCACCAAGACGACCAAAUCUGUCGCCUGCUACACCAGCUCCACCAGCACAACCAACACCGAGCAGGCCAUUUAACCCACGUCUUUGUCCAGCUCUUAUGUGUCCUGAUAACCCACGUUUAAGAAAUGUCCCUGAAUCUUGUAUCAGGAAUGGAGUUAUUCAAGGCUUGAACGGUCAGCAAUGUCCCGGAUGUCCACAGAUUGACCCUGCAUGUCAACAACAAGAACAGCCGCUUCAGAUUUGUGAAAACCUUCGUCCCUCGUGCACACCGAUUCCUCAAGGGUUACCAUCAAGGUGUUACGAACAAGGAGUUACUACUUAUAAUGGACAAAGAUGCCUUAUGUGUCCCGAUAUUCUGCCUCAAUGUAUGAGAUUCAAUGCUUUGAACUAACUUUCUUUAAUUGUAUAGAUAUUUGAAAUUACCUUAAGAAAUCCAAUAUCUGUGUAUAUUAUAUAUAUUUGUGUUUGUUUCACUUUUGCUUCAUCUAAAUCAUUGCAUAUAUUUUUUUUUUACAUUCUUAUCUUCAUUUUUAUAUUAUUUAUUUAUGCUUGUUUUACAUGCGAUGUGAUUUUAUUUUUUUAUGAUACAAAUUGAAUAAAAACUUAAAACAAUUUUAA
Saccostrea cuccullata (small rock oyster) is the source of this 2084-nucleotide messenger RNA. RefSeq lists its product as uncharacterized. Lineage: Eukaryota; Metazoa; Mollusca; Bivalvia; Ostreida; Ostreidae. The transcript is spliced from 2 exons. The coding region runs from base 103 to 1857 and encodes 584 amino acids. The record is from RefSeq and is a predicted model, not a curated record.